This is a messenger RNA of Salvia miltiorrhiza (redroot sage), 2021 nucleotides long. Its product is annotated as probable aldehyde dehydrogenase. Gene Ontology annotation, cellular component: mitochondrion. The record is from RefSeq and is a predicted model, not a curated record. Gene Ontology annotation, molecular function: L-glutamate gamma-semialdehyde dehydrogenase (NAD+) activity; aldehyde dehydrogenase (NAD+) activity. NCBI's taxonomy places the organism in Eukaryota, Viridiplantae, Streptophyta, Magnoliopsida, Lamiales, Lamiaceae. Bases 236 to 1891 code for a protein of 551 amino acids. The transcript is spliced from 16 exons.
GCAAAUACUCAAAUGGGCCGAGUCCAAUUAUACAAUUUCAAAACAAUUCAUCGUUAAUUUCGGCAGGGUUACUUCCUCAGUCCAACCUUGUAACAGAAUUGAAUAAAAUUGAGGAACACACCAAUAUUUAAUGCGUAUAAACCUCAAAUACUGAUUUCCACUUCACAACAAUCAUACCAUCAAUUCUUCUGCUUCUAGUCAGAGUGAGUUCAUAAAAAUUUUGUACUGACAAAUCAUGUAUGGUUCAUUGCUUUCGAGAAAUUUGAGAAACAAAGCUUCAACCAGCUGGUUCAGUUCGUCUAAUCUUUCGAGAUAUGUUCAUUCACUCCCCUUUGCGACUGUGAAAGCCGAGGAAUUAUCAGCUUCUCAGCCGGCUGAAGUGCUGAAUUUAGUGCAGGGGAAGUGGACAAGAUCGUCGUCUUGGAAUACCAUCCCGGAUCCUCUGAAUGGCGAAUCGUUCAUCAAAGUUUCUGAAGUAAACCAGAAAGAAAUACAGCCUUUUGUCGAGAGCUUGGCGCAGUGCCCCAAACAUGGUUUACACAAUCCAUUCAAAGCACCAGAAAGGUACCUCAUGCUGGGAGACGUAACGACAAAAGCUGCUCACAAGCUGGCCCUACCUGAGGUUUCCGACUUCUUUGCCAAGCUGAUACAAAGGGUGUCCCCAAAGAGCUACCAACAAGCUUUUAUGGAAGUUUUUGUUACACAGAAGUUUCUGGAGAACUUUUGUGGUGACCAGGUUCGGUUCCUGGCUAGGUCAUUUGGAGUACCCGGGAAUCAUCUAGGUCAGCAGAGUCACGGUUUUAGGUGGCCGUAUGGCCCGGUUGCAAUCAUCACUCCUUUCAAUUUCCCUUUGGAGAUUCCACUCCUUCAGUUGAUGGGGGCGCUUUAUAUGGGGAACAAGCCACUUCUUAAAGUCGAUAGCAAGGUCGCCAUUGUCAUGGAGCAAAUGCUACGUUUGCUCCAUGAUUGUGGGUUGCCUGUGGAGGACGUUGACUUCAUAAACUCGGAUGGAGUUACUAUGAACAGAGUUCUCACGGAGGGAAAACCACGUAUGACUCUCUUCACUGGUAGCUCGAGAGUAGCAGAGAAAUUAGCCGUUGAUCUCAGUGGUCGUAUUAGGGUUGAAGAUGCUGGGUUCGACUGGAAGAUUCUAGGACCUGACGUGCAAGAGGAGGACUACGUUGCUUGGGUGUGUGAUCAAGACGCAUACGCAUGUAGUGGGCAGAAGUGCUCAGCACAAUCGAUUCUAUUCAUGCAUGAAAAUUGGGGUAAAAGUUCGUUGUUGGAAAAGUUGAGCGGUCUUGCUGCUCGAAGGAAGUUGGAGGAUCUUACCAUUGGCCCCGUUCUUACUGUCACAACUGAAGCGAUGCUCGAUCACUUGAACAAACUACUCAAGAUAAAUGGAUCAAGGCUUCUGUUUGGUGGCGAGGCUCUACAAAACCACUCUAUCCCGACAGUAUAUGGUGCCGUUAAACCUACUGCUGUCUUUGUUCCACUCGAAGAAAUAUUGAAGGAGGAGAACUAUGAUCUUGUGACAAAAGAAAUCUUCGGCCCCUUCCAGGUUGUGACGGAGUACAAACAGAAUCAGCUUUUGUUGGUACUCGAUGCACUUGAAAGGAUGCACGCACAUUUAACGGCUGCAGUUGUGUCGAAUGAUCUUUUGUUCGUACAAAAAAUCAUUGGGAAUUCGGUCAAUGGAACUACAUAUGUGGGACUGAGAGCAAGAACAACUGGAGCUCCACAAAAUCAUUGGUUCGGCCCCGCUGGUGAUCCACGAGGUGCCGGAAUCGGAACUCCAGAAGCCAUAAGACUCGUGUGGUCGUGCCACCGAGAGGUCAUUUACGAUAAUGGUCCCGUUCCUCGAAACUGGAGCACCCCGCAACCGACGUGAAAUUCGAGUUAGCCUUGCUACCAUCUUUGUAAGAACUAUCUGUUUCUUGUUAUUUUCUAGAAUGGGAUUCGACAAUGUUGGUUUCAUGAAUUCAGGUUUAAUCACAAAAACAAUUUUUUUAUUACUGAAA